AUGGCAGAGUUUGGACCUAUGACAUUAUUUGCUUCAGAGGUUAAACAUAAUACCUACAACAAUCCAAAUUCCACAUCAUUUGCUUCAGAGAUGAAAUAUAAUAUCUCCGACAAUCCAAACUGGACUGACUUUGAAAAUUUUCAAAUUCAAAAUAGUCCAAAUUUUACUGAGAUGAUCAUCUUUAACAUCAUUAUUUUGACCCUCUGCUUUUUGGGACUUCUAGGGAAUGGAAAAGUCAUCUGGAUUCUUGGUUUUCAUAUGAAAAGGAAUUCUUUCUCCAUCUACGUCUUGAAUUUGGCUGUGGCUGAUUCUGGUAUACUCAUAAUAUUGGUUUUGAUGCAAAUAUCCCAGAUUCUUAAUCAAAAUAAUUUUAAUUUUAUUUUCCUCCUCCUUUAUUUUGUGUUAUACAAUACUAGUCAACUUUUACUCAUAAGCAUCAGUGUGGACCGCUGUGUAUCUGUGCUUUUUCCAAUUUGGCAUCAAUGCCAUCGGCCACCCAAAUUAUCCCUCAUUGUGUGUGCUAUCACUUGGGUUCUGCCCAUUGUGUAUUUUGCCUUGGAAAUGAUAGUUAUAUUUUCCGAACCUUUCCUAUUGUUUCAGCUAGUUUUCAAUGGUCUGGUUUCUUACCCACUGGUGGUCAUUUCUACUCUGAUCCUGCUUGUUAAAAUUUUCUUUAAACAGUACCAGCAAAAGCGGAAAAAAGUGUUGAUGGUAACCUCACUUGCUCUCAUGUGCUUCAUUGUAUUUUGUUUGCCUCUGAGCAUACUUUCCAUUAUUAUUUACAGUAUACUAAAAAUCAAUGAUUUAAAUUCACUAGUUGAUACCCUGCUUGCGAUUUCACUAAUAGAAAUUAAAUCGAUGGUGGACUUUAUUUUAACGAAUGCAUAUAUUAUUCAUCCCUGGAUUCAGUCUAUAAUUAUUCUUGCAUUGCUAUCUAACAUCUGUAUCGCAAUAAACAGCAGCAUCAAUCCAAUCCUUUAUUUUCUGGCUGGGAGAAAUAAAGAACGAUCCAGAGUAUCCAUGAAACUUGCGCUCCACAGGCUGCUCAGAAAUGAAGAAGAGUUCAAUAAGAGAAACGGAAGUUAG
Molecule: messenger RNA, 1086 nt
Organism: Pseudonaja textilis
Lineage: Eukaryota; Metazoa; Chordata; Lepidosauria; Squamata; Elapidae
Product: mas-related G protein-coupled receptor member H-like
Biological process (GO): G protein-coupled receptor signaling pathway
Cellular component (GO): plasma membrane
Molecular function (GO): G protein-coupled receptor activity
Source: RefSeq, a predicted model, not a curated record